Messenger RNA from Moneuplotes crassus, 1130 nucleotides. Lineage: Eukaryota; Ciliophora; Spirotrichea; Euplotida; Euplotidae. The record is from the annotation of a GenBank genome assembly.
AUGAAUUCGAGCGCUGCGCAACAUGACCAGGAUGGGGAGGCUAAGCCUCAGAAGGAUUACCAGCUCCUUGAAAUUGAAGAUCCCUACACAAACCUUGAUCCCCCUGUUGGAGUUAUGAGAUCUAGGAGUAAGCUAAGCAAUGCUUCUAAGAUAUCAGUAUCUUUGUUCGAAGUUUCUUGAGUGUCUGACAAAGACACCAAUGAAAAAAGUGGUUACAUCAAAGGGAUUUUAUUGAUGGCUACCACAACUUUGAUCUGGACGAUUAUUCAUAUCUCUAUAAAGUAUAUGUUCUCUAUAUCUCCAAAUAUGUCUGCGUUUGACUCCAUCUCAGUGGUGGCUUAUUCCUUGGUUCCAUUUUACUACAUCUACGCUAAGAUUGAAAAAGUGAAUGUGAACAUCUUCAGUUUUACUCCUAAAAUGCGAUUGGUUAUUUUGCUAAGAGUCGCGGUUGGCUUACUCAACAACAUUUGCUUGUUCUUUGGCCUACAGUAUGUAUCCAUUGGCAAAGGGAUCCUUAUCUGGAGUAUGAGCCCCUUAUUUUGCACAAUCACCGCUGCAAUCUUCCUUAAGGAGAAGAUUACAUUUCAAAAUAUUGGCUUGAUUCUCUUCUCGAUAUUCGGAGUGUAUCUAUUAACAUUGAACAAAUCUGAGGACCCAGAAGUCGCGUCAAAUGAGAUUCUCGGAUAUUGCUUAUUGGUGACUUCAGCCUUCCUAUAUGGUUUAUUAUUCGUAAUUCUCAGAACAAUGAGCCUCAACAACGUGCACACGCUGAUUUCGCCAUUGUACUUCGGACUAGGGACUCUGCUGCAGAACAUAUUUAUAAUGAUUUUCAUGCCUGGAUUGUUACAUUUCGAAGAAUACAAAGGCACAAAUCUAAUAUGCUUGGGAAUCUUGUUCAUAGGCGUGGUUGCUGGACAAUUCACAUUUAUGGCAUCUACAAAGUACACCUCUGCAUCUGGACUGGCACCCAUCGCUUAUAGUGAAAAUAUCUUCACGAUUCUGGCAGAUAUCGUAAUUUUCAACUACCAUUUCAUCUUCACUGACAUGAUCGGCAUCGUCAUUAUUGCACUUUGCCUGGUUAUUCCUAUUGUUCAGAAGAUCAAGGAAUAAGAAAAUUUGUAUUAAAUAUU